GUUGCCCAGCCCCCGACCGAACAGUUCCCCUCUGUUCCUCCGCGUAGCCGUCCUUCCUCCUCUCGAUGCGGCGGCGUUACUCCCUCCUCGAUGCGCUGUCGAUCCGCGACAUGAUGCUGCGGGACUACUUCUCCGCCGGUAUGGUCCAACCCCCUCCCCUCUACACUUCCUCCAUAGCCCCUAACGGAACGGAAGAGGCACCCAGCCAGUCUAUCGAGGGGAUGGCAAAGGCGCAUGGCGCGGCGGCGGCUCUAUCCCCCGACGGCGGGUACACGUCGGACACGCACGACGAGGGCGGGCCGCAAGAAAAAGAAGGAGAUGGCAGACGAUUCGCCGCCACCGACCAAGGUCCCAAACCAGUGGGUCGCCACAACUCCCUGAGCGACCACGUCAGCGAGUGGGUUAGUAGCAUUGACAGCGAAAGCCUCUGCAUCGCCGAGGAGGAGGACGUCGCUGUCGACGACCAGAGCAAGGACCUCACGGACUACGUAGCUCGCCCGCGUCCCAUCGUGGCCGGGGAGGAGUCAGGUAGGAGUGUAGAAAAGGGCAAGCAGGUACAAUGAUUCACCACUCCUGUUCUUCUCCAUCUCGCAAUUGAAGAUUCAGGUAGUCCACUGCAUCUUGCAAUUCUUGAUUCCUGGCCUUCUGCAUCUUAUUUCCUUUGUCCGUUGCCUCUGAAUCUGAUGUGCCGAUUGGAUUGACGCAGGAGGCCAGGAAGGCCACAAGUGAGGCAUCCAGCUCGACUUCGCCAUGCGGGUGCGCUGCACAUUCCACCCAUCGCCGGCAAAUCAUUCGUCAGCUGGGAAGGUGAGCAAGCAGCUCUCCAGGCUUGAACAUUUUCGUCAGUGUGACCUGAUCAUUUCCUAGCUUCUUCAUAAUUGUUUAGACCAUCAGAUACUACAUUGCCAAUUUUUCGGUAAACUACUACAGUAUCAUUUUCCAAUUUCAGGUAUGAAUAUUGCUAAAUGUAAAAUUCUCUUGCGGGCGAGAAUAUGUGUUGUAAAAAAUUUAUGAAGUAUUUGUAGUGCCUAUUUUGAGGGCAGGCCUGGCGCAGUGGUGAAGUCCUCCCCACUUGUGCCAAGAGGUCCUGGGUUCGAACCAGCCUCUCUGCAUUGCACUUUGCAGGGGUAAGACUAGGUUCCUAUAAUCCCUCCCCAGACCCCACCUUGUGUGGGAGCUUCUAUGCACUGGGUCUGUCCUUAUUUGUAGUGCCUAUUUUAUUUUCUCAAAUAUAUUAGUUUUUCCUCAA
Messenger RNA from Triticum aestivum (bread wheat), 1249 nucleotides. RefSeq lists its product as uncharacterized. Lineage: Eukaryota; Viridiplantae; Streptophyta; Magnoliopsida; Poales; Poaceae. The transcript has 2 exons. The coding region runs from base 66 to 563 and encodes 165 amino acids. The record is from RefSeq and is a predicted model, not a curated record.